CUUUUUAAGUCUCUUGAGCAUGAUGAUGAUUAUAAGCCCAUCUGUUGCAUGCAAUUGAAUCCGAUCAAAUAAAACUUAGAAUCAUGUUAUCCUCCAAUUCCAAUUCCAAUUCCAAUACCAAUACCAAUAAUCUAUUGUUUGUUAUAUGGUCUGUCUCACUCUUUUACUAUGCUACUAAUAUUAUUUUUACUAUCUCUAUACCUUAUGUGGUGGCAGGGUCCACAUCAUCGGCAUCGUCAAGAGAAUUGGAACUAGAAGCUCUGCAUAAUAGUGGGUGGUGGUUAAACACGUCAGAUGAUCAUUGUAAAUGGACUGGUAUAGUUUGCGAUGAGGCUGGAAGUGUCAUCCAGAUUAACCUACCUCACUGGAAUACAUUGGAAGAUAAAUUGGGGGAAUUUAACUUCUCUUCCUUCCCAAACCUGGUCCGACUUGACCUCAGCUGCAAUAUGUUGUAUAAUUAUACACUCUCUGAGUCGAGUGUGCCAGAUCAAAUAGGUACACUUUUAAAACUCAAGUACCUCAAUUUGUCCUCUAAUCAUCUUUAUGGCAAGCUACCUCUUUGGCUGACUAAUCUGACUGAAUUAGUAGAGCUUGACAUUUCUCGGAACGAUAUUAUAUAUGGUUCCAUCCCUCCAGAAAUAGGGAAUCUAAAGAAUUUGAUUUAUCUUGACCUCAGUCACAACCGUCUCCAAGGAACAAUCCCAACGGCUCUUGCCCACUUACCCAAUCUGAUUGAGAUAAACCUUGGUCACAACCAACUCAAUGGUUCCGUACCUGAUGGUAUCGGGAAUAUGAAAGGCUUGAUUGCACUAGACCUUUCCUAUAACAACAUACAGGGUUCCCUACCUCAACACCUUACCAAAUUAUCUGAACUCACAUAUCUCAACAUUUCCUUCAACCAACUCACUGGCUCCAUACCAAUCCCAACUCAUAUUAGGAAUUGGGCUAAUUUGAAACACUUGAAAUUGUGGGGCAACAGCUUGAAUGGCAGCAUUCCGCCUCAGAUAGCUAAGCUUCCUUCGCUAUCAGACCUAGAUCUCUCAGCCAAUAACUUCUCUGGCAUCAUUCCAUUUCCCCCAUCUCUUACAUGCAAAAUAUCCAUCCGCUUGGGUGGCAAUCAUUUUCUUGAGAAUAUUGAUUCAUGGUAUGAAAAAUCUUCUUCUGUUUCUUGCCAUCCAUCAUCUUUCAAGAAAAUAAUUGCAAUUUUUCUUCCAAUUGCAAUUUUCAUUGUCUCCAUAAUUCUAGGAUAUUUUUACUACUCAAAACGCAAGGUUAAGAAAACCCAGUCUCAGUCCAGAGUAACAAAGCAUGGAGAUUUGUUCUCGAUAUGGAAUUAUGACGGGACAAUUGCAUUCGAAGAUAUAAUCAAAGCAACGGAGGACUUUGACAUCAGAUACUGCAUUGGGACCGGAGGAUAUGGGAGUGUUUACAGAGCACAACUGCCCAGUGGGAAAGUAGUUGCCUUGAAGAAACUCCAUCGCCUGGAAGGCGAAGUGCCAGCUUACGAUAAAAGUUUCAGGAACGAAGCACACUUUCUAUCACAAAUACGACAUCGGAACAUUGUGAAACUCUAUGGGUUUUGUCUACACAAGCAAUGCAUGUUCCUGGUGUAUGAGUACAUGGAGAGGGGAAGCCUUUUUUUGGUCUUGACAAGUGAAGUGGAAGCUAUGGAGUUGGAAUGGACUCAAAGGGUGAAUGUAGUGAAAGGCAUUGCCCAUGCUUUGUCUUACAUGCACCAUGAUUGCACUCCACCCAUUCUUCACCGUGACAUUUCGAGCAACAACAUUCUAUUAGAUUCAGAAUCCAAAGCUUGUGUGGCUGACUUUGGCACUGCUAGAUUGCUGGAUCCUGAUUCGUCUAAUCAUACCGUGAUAGUAGGCACUUAUGGAUAUGUUGCUCCAGAACUUGCCUUCACCAUGGUUGUGACUGAAAAAUGUGAUGUUUAUAGCUUCGGAGUUGUGGCACUAGAAACACUCAUGGGAAGGCAUCCAGGAGAACUUCUCCAAUCAUUAGCAUCAACAUCAACUCAAAAUAUAAUGUUAAAUGAUGUGUUAGACGCACGCCUCCAAGCUCCAGCACGCGGAGUGGUUGCACGGGAUGUUGUUCUGGUUGCUACAUUGGCAUUUGCUUGCUUACAUCCUGAACCAAAGUCUCGGCCGACAAUGCUACGCAUCUCUCAGGAGUUUCUCGCUAGCAGGUACUCACUUGCUAAACCACUGCAAAAAAUCUCACUGUCAGAGCUAAUGAAUCCAGAUACAUAUUUCAUCAAUUAAUCCUGUAAUCUUUGUAUUAGUCACUGCAAAAUACAAAGUGAUAGGGUUAAUUUCUUGCUUGCUGGAUUUGACUUUAUGCAUUCCUAUUACGGCAUCUAAUAAAUCAAGAUGUUCAUCUGUUCAAUUGAUACAUUAAAUUUGUGAAUGUCUCAAGAUGUUUUGUGCCAUCCUAAUGUGUGUGUGAGAGAGAGAUGGGAGGCUUCACGUGGGGAGUAAAGGACAGAAACAUUGCAUCUCAAAUAAAAGACAAUGGCUUUGUUUAUUGAGCAACUGAAAAUGUUGUUUUGGUGGAAAUCACUCUUAUGUCACUCCGUAAUGACAUUGUGAAAUCCACUAGUAGUUUGGUUUUUAUCCUUGCCUUAUCAACUAUAUAUAUAUAUAUAUAUAUAUAUAUA
Messenger RNA from Cornus florida, 2668 nucleotides. Its product is annotated as probable leucine-rich repeat receptor-like protein kinase At1g35710. The record is from RefSeq and is a predicted model, not a curated record. Gene Ontology annotation, molecular function: protein binding; ATP binding; protein kinase activity. Gene Ontology annotation, biological process: protein phosphorylation. The transcript is spliced from 2 exons. Lineage: Eukaryota; Viridiplantae; Streptophyta; Magnoliopsida; Cornales; Cornaceae. The coding region runs from base 84 to 2273 and encodes 729 amino acids.